Aspergillus candidus is the source of this 7305-nucleotide messenger RNA. Its product is annotated as CCR4-NOT core subunit CDC39. The record is from RefSeq and is a predicted model, not a curated record. Bases 155 to 7159 code for a protein of 2334 amino acids. Gene Ontology annotation, molecular function: molecular adaptor activity. NCBI's taxonomy places the organism in Eukaryota, Fungi, Ascomycota, Eurotiomycetes, Eurotiales, Aspergillaceae. The transcript is spliced from 4 exons. Gene Ontology annotation, cellular component: CCR4-NOT core complex; P-body. Gene Ontology annotation, biological process: nuclear-transcribed mRNA catabolic process, deadenylation-dependent decay.
UUGUCAUCCAUCUCUCGCUCUGCCACCGCAAAGCCCAUCAUUUUUCCAAAAUAAAUCAAUUCAGCUGUCUUAUUGAGGUCUUGAUUUUGGUUUACAGUCGUCACAGAAAAAAAAUUUGUCGCUCGCCUUCAGAUCAAAUGAUCGCGUCUCCUAGAUGACCUUCCCUCCCCCUCCUCCUUCCUCCCAAUCGUCGAUUGCUUCUGGCACCGAUAAAUCUUCUUCGACCAGACCUGGAAGGUCACAGCAAUCAGCUUGGGGUUCGUCCGCGUCCCAGUCGAGCGUCCGCCGUGGGUUGACUCCGCUUGCGACCAACAACCUCGCGUCAUCGUCCAUCCUUUCUUCGCGAGGGCCACCCCAGUCCAGUAGUCCUGGUCCCGGUGGCUCGACGGCAUCUCCUUUGACCUCGUCCUUCUCUGCCGUUCUGAGUUCCGCACGGAGUCACCCCGCCGGCCGGAACGCACCCUCGCCAGCCUCCACACCGUCGCCUUUCACCUCCUUCCAAUCUGGCUCGCAACAGCAUCAGCAGCAAUCCAGCCAAUCUCUCUCUUCCCCCAAGUUUCGCGCCCAUACCCCAUCGGCAGGGUCACAUCUGGCUUCCGCAGCGAGUUCAGCGGGCGGUGGAGGCACCGGGGGAGGCGGAGGUGGGACGGGAUCUUCCAGAGGCGCUACCUUUUCUCCGUUACUAUCAACCGUGAAUUCGCCCACGGGCUUUCCUUCCGACAAGCCGGGCUCUGCAGCCUCUGGCGCCGCAGCUCACGCAAGCCAGUCAUCUUUGACAAAGAUAUCGAUCGCUCAGGUGUUCCUUCUUCUGGACUCAAUCACCGAGAAAGAGGGGCGAGAAAAGUGGGAGACAAAAGCCGCUCAGAUUCACAAGCUGGUCGAGUCCAACGGCAUGGAAGUGUUUUCCAAGUAUUUCCGACGCCUCUUAACGGGCAAUGCCCCGCAGAUUUUCCCAGGAGUCAACAAGUCGGUCGAAAAUGCCGGGAACUACCCUCUCCUAGUCCAGGAGAUACAAAAGGUGCCUCAGGAUAUAGAACAGUCCCAGAAGAUUGCGGAGACUGUCGAUACCUCGGAGGGCGACAUUUUCCGCGACUUCGAUCUGUCGACGUUCUUGGACCACUUCAAGUUGGAUCCCUUGGUGAAAGUCGCUCUUGCACUAGCCUUUAAGACCGCUAACAAAUCGGAUUUGCGUGCAAAAGCCGAUGCGAUCUUGUCGAACUCAACCACUCCAUUCCUACAAAGCCUGGCACACCCGUCGGAUGUAGCCAAGGAUUUCAAGGAUUCCUUCAUCGCAUUCACGAUCGAACGCUUCAUCCUUUACCCCCCUCGCAACUUCAGCGACGACGUGAAAGCUAAGCUGGUGUAUGCGGCUAAUGUACGCUACCAAAAACUGGGAGUAGACGUACCAUUCGAAAUUGCGGCGGCAUUGCAGAUGUUUAAUUUUCUCAGUCCGAGAUACACGCUCGUCCGUCAGCUCCACUCCAGAGGGCCAAAAGCAACGUCGAGUGUCGACGCCGUGAACGAUACUAUCAAUGCGUCCGGCUCUGAAUGCUGGGGGGAGGAACAUAUAGCCAGUGCAUUAUUGUUCCUGAUACUCUCUCAGUACUCGCAAGAUUUCUCCCUGGAGACCUUCCUGGAGGCUGUCCAGUCGCACUAUGGCGACAGCCGCAUUAGCUGGCCGCUUGUUUUCAGAAACUUUGAUCGCGAGGGUCUGAGGCUGGAUGCCAAGCAGUUCCUUAAAUUGUACACUGCCUUGGCCACUGUUGCGGCAGCAGACUCCAGUCUAGAUAUCCAGAAGCUUUGGGGUGGUGACUGGGAGCAUCGUGACACCCAGCUGUCUUUCUUGACCGCUUUCAUCGUCUCGCGGACAGAUGUGUCGCAGAUCCCUAAUCUUCGAGCUACAUUCCCGCCGGAUUUCUUCGCAGACGGUCCAGAACUCGUGCGUCUGCAGGGGGAGCGCGCGUUGAAAUCCCCUCUUCGGUCUCUGGAUGCCAUGAGAGCUAUAUUCGACUUGGCGCUGUUCUCACAGGCUGCAUGGGCUGCGACCGAGAGUCAGCUGCUCAUCAAGGCAGUCGUUCAAUUUGAUCUUCCGGUCUUCUUGUGCUCGGCGCUGGCCCUUCCUCAACCAUGGACUAGUGUGCAGCAGAGUUUUGUGCUUCGGACGCUCAUCGUCUUCAUCUUGAAGCAAGAGGAGGGUUAUCAGCUCGCUCUUCAUGGGGCGUGGCACCAAGACCGGCAGUGGGUUGCGGAGCAACUUUUCACCAUGUUCACCCAGGAUCCGACUUCGACGGCCGCUAUAUACGAGCAUGCGGUGGAAUACAACUGGCUUGAUUACCUUCUCGGCUAUACGAACGGCCUCGCAAUGGACUUAGCUUGCUUCGCACAUCGUAAAGGGACGUUUGACUUGGAGCAAUGGGUCCGCAACGCCGCCCAGAAGGGACCCAUGGACAUGGGAAGUUUAUUGUCCAGGUUUUUGAGGAUCAAAGCGGAAGACGAGCUUCAUGUUCAGAGAAAAGAACAGUCUGCCCCACAGAUGGUUAGCCUCUCGGUGAAGACAGUAUAUACUUUGCUGUCGGUACUGGAGGAAUACGUCGGCGACCGUGAAAACCUUACUCCGGUGCAGCGCAUCUGCAUUCAAACUUACCCUCGAUUGAUCAACUAUGGGGAAGGCUUCGACGACAUUAUCGAUGCCAACGGCGAAAAUGGGAACACCCUGCCUGAAGCCGUCGACAGGCGGAUGCAGGAGCUUUUUGGCCAGAUGUACCACAACGAGUUGUCUUUGCGAGAAAUUCUCCAACUGAUGAGGCAGUAUAAAACCUCACGCGAGCCUUUUGAACAAGAUCUGUUUGCGUGCAUGGUCCACGGCCUUAUCGACGAAUACCAUUGCUACAACGAAUAUCCCUUGGAAGCUUUGACCAGAACAGCCGUCAUGUUCGGUGGAAUCAUCAACUUCCGCCUUGUCGAUGGCAUUACGCUGAAGGUUGGUUUGGGCAUGAUUCUAGAGGCGGUUCGAGAACACGAAGUGCACAACCCGAUGUACAACUUUGGCGUGGAAGCCAUUGAACAGUUGAUCGAUCGUCUGCCCGAGUGGGCAGGGUUUUGUCAUCUUCUCCUCCAAAUACCGAGCCUCCAAGGUACACCCAUCUUUCAACGAGCCGAAGAAGUGCUUCGCGAUCAAGGAACUCAAGUGGGAGAUUCCGAGAUGGGCCGCGUUGAUAAUGUGACCGUGCCCAAUGGAAACGUUGACGAAGCUACCACGUCUGACGGCUCCAGCCGCAAGUUUAUCUCUAUCCAUGUCGAUCCUCCUCUUCGCCCCGAUAUCUACCACGAGCCGGACGAGGACGUGCAGGACAAGAUUUUGUUUGUGUUAAACAAUGUGUCGGAACAAAACAUAGAGGAGAAGCUACGUGACCUGACAGAUGUUCUGCGGGACCAGCAUCAUCAGUGGUUCGCGUCGUACCUGGUUGAAGAGAGGGCCAAGCUCCAGCCGAAUUUCCAGCAGCUGUAUCUUGAACUUCUGGACCGCAUCAACGAUAGGAUUCUGUGGGCUGAAGUCCUCAGAGAGACCUAUGUCAGCGUCGCCAAGUUGAUGAACUCGGAGGCGACACUAAAUUCCUCGACCGAUCGGGGUCAUUUGAAAAACCUUGGAUUGUGGCUUGGAUCCUUAACAAUAGCAAAGGACAAGCCGAUUAAACACAAAGAUGUCUACUUUAAGGGACUUCUCUUGGAGGGAUUCGACAGCCAACGCUUGACGAUCGUGAUCCCAUUUACAUGCAAAGUGUUGGUCCAGGCUACCAAGUCUACUGUCUUCACCCCUCCGAAUCCUUGGUUGAUGGACAUAAUUUCCCUGUUAAUGGAGCUUUAUCACUUUGCGGAACUGAAGCUCAACCUGAAAUUUGAGAUCGAAGUCUUGUGCAAAGACUUGGAUCUUGAUCACAAGACCAUCGAACCUUCUGUCAUCAUCAGAGACCGCUCGGCACACAUCGAGGAUGCAUUGUCAACUGCCAAUAUUCCUGAGGGCUUAGAGGCGUUUGAGGACAUGGCCCUGACUAAUAUCAAUCAAGGCAUUCGUCACGAAAGAUUGUCACCGGCUGCUAUCAUGUCGACUCUUCCCAGCUUGGACAAGAUCCUUGUCUUGCCAUCAUCUGCGAGCACGAUGGGUGAUGCGAAUGUCCUCCGCCAGAUCGUCCACAGUGCCGUGGAGCGUGCCAUCGCGGAGAUUAUUACCCCGGUUGUGGAACGUUCCGUCACGAUUGCCUCAAUCUCGACCGUUCAGUUGGUGUCCAAGGACUUCGCCAUGGAACCCGACGAGGAGAAGGUUCGGCAUGCGGCUGGCAUCAUGGUGCGACAGCUUGCAGGCAGUCUUGCUCUUGUCACUUGCAAGGAGCCCCUGAAAGUCAGCAUGACAAACUACAUUCGAAUGAUCCAGCAGGAAUUUUCGGAACAGCCUAUGCCUGAAGGUCUGAUUCUCAUGUGCGUCAAUGACAACCUUGAUGCCGCUUGCGGCAUCGUUGAGAAGGCAGCGGAAGAGAAAUCCCUUCCCGAGAUUGAAAAGGUCAUUGAGCCCCAGCUAGAAUCUCGUCGCCGCCAUCGUGUGGCCCGGCCUAAUGAACCGUUCAUCGACCCAUCCAUGAGCCGGUGGGGACUGUUCAUUCCAGAGCCCUAUCGCCAAGCCCCUGGCGGUCUCAACAAGGAGCAGCUGGCCAUCUACGAAGAGUUUGCCCGCCAGUCUCGGGGUCCUGGGGCAGCACACAUUCAAAAUGUCUCCACCGACAAUGGCCGACAACUUCCAGACGUUCUUCAAGAAUCGUUCCCUGCCAUUCCGAAUCUCUCUACUCCCGCAGAGCAGCCAGCUGUGCCGCAUAGGACGCCACAACCGCAGCAAGAGGCUCCUCUCCAGCAGUCGGGGCUUGUCAGUGCGCAGUCUCAACUCAAUGGUCUCUUUGAGGCCCAAACACCACGGGAGAAGGCAGAAAGCAUUGUCUCUGAACUCCUGCAAACGGCACGGGGCGCUUCCGAGGAGCGGGUCAAGGAUCUCGCCAUUGAUAGCCCAGUACUAUUGGAGUACAACCGGGCACUACGCAACAUCCUCAGCGCACCAAAUGGUGAAGAAUUGGCUAGACUGACUUGCUACAGCGUGUGUCAAGCCCUGUAUUCACAAAGUCUCGGCGCAUUGGAGAUCCAAGUCCUUGUACAUCUGAUCGCCAAGCUGUGCGACUUGUCUACUAUCAUCGCCCGGUACACUUGGGCCAUGCUCUCUGAAGUCGACGAUGAGCAUAUGUUCAACGUUCCAGUUACUGUUUCCCUAAUAGACUCUGGCCUUCUGGAUAUCCGCCGUGUGGAUAUGGUACUCACAAGGUUAAUCCUCCAGAAGAACGCCGGUGCUUUGGAAGUGCUUGCUAGUUUGAUGGACCGUGUCUUGUUCAACGACGAGCCAUCCGCUUUAAGGUCGGACUUUUCUGGGAGCCUCGAAGCCAUGAGCCAAUGGCUUUCCGAAGAACCAGCCCUCUCGCCUGCCAAUGACAUAAUCCGCAAGCUACGAGAAUCCGGAGUUCCUGAAGUGGUCAACGCUCUCCUCAGUGACAAGGCCAAGUCCAAGCGGGACCAGAUGGAAUACAUUUUCAGCGAGUGGAUUGGAAUCUACAAAGCUCCUAGUGCUUCUGAGCGCACUUAUUAUUCUUUCCUCAAAGAUUUGCACCAGAGGCAUGUUAUGGACAACCAGGAAGAUUCCGCUCUGUUCUUCCGUCUCAGCAUCGACAUUUCAGUCUUGUGGUUCGAGCAGAGCCCGAGUGGCAGUCUUGAUGAAGCGUUCCUUCACGUUGAUGCCCUCGCCAAGCUGGUCAUCCUGCUGGUCAAAUUCCAGACUGAGAGCACGGAAUCAGCCAAGACCAACAAGUCUGAAUAUUUCAAUUCUAUUCUCUCACUGCUGGUUCUUGUUCUGAACCACCAUCAUACUAUGAGGGGGGAGGCUUUCAACCAGCGUGUCUUCUUCAGGCUAUUCUCCAGCAUCCUCUGCGAAUACUCGCUCAACGGCCUUCAAAACAGCGAGCAGCACCAGGCGAUGAUGUUCGCCCUGGCCAGCAAGUUCUUGUCUCUCCAGCCCAAGUAUUGUCCUGCCUUCGUGUAUGGGUGGCUUUCUUUGGUCUCUCACCGAUUUUUCAUGUCGGGGAUGCUGAAUAUGCCCGACCGGGCGGGCUGGAGUCCGUACUGUGAGCUGAUGCAAGCUCUUCUUGCAUAUAUUGGGGAACAACUCAAGCCGGCAACCAUUUCUUACGUCGUUAAGGAUCUCUACAAGGGUGUGCUGCGCAUCUUGUUGAUUUUACAUCACGAUUUCCCGGAAUUCGUGGCGGAAAAUCACUUUCAGUUCUGCAACAUGAUCCCUGCUCACUGUGCUCAACUGCGGAACCUCGUCCUUAGUGCUUACCCGUCAUCGUUCCACAAGCUUCCUGACCCGUUCAGGGAGGGCCUGAAAGUCGAACGUCUAGAGGAAAUGCGGGAAGCUCCACGAAUUGCGGGCGAUACCGCUGUUCCGUUGCAACGCGCCAACAUCAAGAAUGCUGUCGAUGCUUCUUUGCAAAGCAACGGCGCAUCCGAGGCAAACCUCCAGCUCAUUUGCGAUGCUGUGUACAAUCCCGUAGAAAAGGAGACUGGUCUUUUCUACACACCCAUCAAUGUCAAUGUUGUGCUGCUUAAUGCCCUUGUCCUCUACAUUGGCCAAGGCGCUGUCUCCAGCACAUCCAAGGGCAACACUCGCGCAGCAUUCGACAACUCUCCCCACUCGGCCCUGCUAGAGCGAUUAGCCAAGGCAUUCCGACCUGAGGCGCGUUACUAUUUGCUGAGUGCGAUGGCAAAUCAGCUGCGCUACCCCAACAGCCACACCUACUUCUUCAGCUUUGCCAUUCUGCGCUUGUUCGGUGCCGAUUACUCUGAGCACGACGAGUCUGACAUCAGGCAGCAAAUCAUUCGCGUGCUGCUGGAGCGACUCAUUGUCCAUCGCCCUCACCCAUGGGGGUUGAUUAUUACCCUGCAGGAACUCCUCCAGAACCGGAGCUACACCUUCUUCCAUCUUCCUUUUAUCCAGGCUGCGCCUGAGAUCGGCCGUCUAUUCGAUGCUCUCCUGCAACAUAUUCAGCAGCAGAGUCCUAGGGCAUUGUCUUAGGGCAUCAAGGCCCAUUCUUUCCGUAUUCUCUCCUCUCGAUAUGAAUUCUUCAAUCAUGCCAUGACGUAUUGCAUUUGGCAAAGGUGGAUUCUCUCACGGUGUUUUUGUGGAAACCGUUUAUGACAUGUAGCACCAAAAAUAUGGGG